GCAUGCUUUGCGCUGGCAGCAUGGCUUCCCCCUAUGUCAACAACAGCUCCUGCACAAUGGAAUGAGUUUAGCGGAUGCUACUCCGCUGGAUGGGCCCAUGGGCAUACAGCUCGUCCUGAUGUCCUUGACCACUGUUGAGCUUCGCCUUGCGGCUUCCCAAGAGCUCGAGGAUGUUUGCAAAGACGGACACAUCGAGGUUGCGAGGUUGCUGUUGGAAGCCGGGACAGAUGAUGACGGAGAGCAUGGUGCCAGAGAUGCGGGUCUCAGACAUGCAGCUCUCAUGGGCAAC
Messenger RNA from Symbiodinium pilosum, 289 nucleotides. NCBI's taxonomy places the organism in Eukaryota, Dinophyceae, Suessiales, Symbiodiniaceae. The record is from the annotation of a GenBank genome assembly.